Cryptomeria japonica (Japanese cedar) is the source of this 1312-nucleotide messenger RNA. RefSeq lists its product as uncharacterized. The record is from RefSeq and is a predicted model, not a curated record. Bases 121 to 822 code for a protein of 233 amino acids. Lineage: Eukaryota; Viridiplantae; Streptophyta; Pinopsida; Cupressales; Cupressaceae. The transcript is spliced from 6 exons. Gene Ontology annotation, cellular component: chloroplast.
UUUUCAUUUAAACGAAGGUAGACGCCAAAGAUCAGGCCGCGCCCUUAUCUGAAUGCCCAUAUCAGAAAGAAAUGAAAUCCAAAGAAAAAAAAACAGUGUCACCUAUCAAAACCUUGAGAGAUGGAAAAUUUAUCAGCCAUGCCGCGUUUCUUUUACCCUCCUACAACCAAAUCACGUCAUUCAAAAGGUGGGUCAGUGAGUUUGCCUUCCAUUUCAACUAAUGUUAAAGGGGCCUCUUCUCAGUUGCAGACACGAAGACUCCUGAUGUUAACAUUGCUGGGUGGUCUCACUUUUUCUACGGUGGAUUGUAAACCUGCGCAAGCUUUUUCAUUUGGCAUUUCAGGACCUAAGGAAUGGUUGAAAGCACAGAAAAGGAGGACAUCAGAAUUUUUGAUGGCACCUAUUGUUGCAUCACGUGACAGACUCAACAGCGCUUAUAAUUUUCUAAAGACAGGGGAGAUUACAUCAAAUAAAGACUAUGAAGAAGCUGAAAGGCUUGUCAAAGUUGCUGCGCGAGAUUGCAUUCCACCAGAAGAAGGUUCAUUUGUUGCCUUUCAAGCUAGAUCAGGUGUUGAGGUUUGCACUUUUAAUCUUAUUCUGAAAAAUGCAUCAUCCUUGCUUGAUGAUACAGACCCAACGAAGCUCAAAGCUGAUAUUGCUUUCAAAAAUCUUGUAAGAUCCUUUAUCAUGCUUGAUAAGCUUGUUGAAAGUGGCAAAUCUGGCAUUUCUUUGAAUAGUGAGAAUUUAGGAGGUGCUUUUGUGGAGACAAUGACAGCUUUGGACAAGUUUGAGGAAAGCAUUAAGGAUUGCCUUGGGAUUUGAUGAGAGUAAACUUUUUUUUUUCGAGAUAUAAACACCUGCCUUUGAAGUAUGCAAGCUUUUAUUUGCUCUAAAGUUGACGACAAUGCAUUGAUGAUAUAUUGGUUGAAAUCCUCCUAUAAUUAUACAAGGCUUAUAUUGUCUCCCAAAGUAGCAGGCAUUCCUUAUGAGCCAUAUAGUUUUCUAGCAUUCAGAAUGCACAUUACCUUGUUCAAAUACAACGUGACACGCUAGAUGUCUAAACUACGAAAGCUGAAUUUACUCGAAUUAUAUGCAUGACCAGGCUUGUAAAUUCAUGUUCUCCUAUGCCUGUCAAAAUAUAUUUUUGUGAUGAGUUAGGUUCAAAUUGCCCUUUAUAUUUAUGCAUGGGCUUACAAAUAUAUCUGGUGAGAAAUGCAUGAUAGCUUGAAUAGAGGAAGAAGGAAAGCUGAGUUUGCUAUAGACUAUGCUGUGAGUGUUGAUUUUGGUCGAUAGUUAUAUAUGCGUUUUAUUA